UCAAUGCAGAAUUGACAAGUUUCCACUCUUACACAAGCAGUAAAUGUAAAAUAAAGUUCAAAUAAUGUAAAAAAGGAGACCUUUUCACAUCCAGCUUGGAGAGUUUACUAUAUCAAAAAUCAUUUUUAUUUGCCUUAAACAGAGUUAGUUAUAUUGUCUGUAUGGAAAGUAUUGUAUAUUGUUUAAAAACAGCCAUGUUUAGAUGAGCAAAAUGUGUUAUUGCUUCCGAAUAGCUAAAACGAAACGUUCAACUCUUGUGCACACACAAAUCUGAGGAGUUUAUGACACCUAUUACAUGUCCCUCUCCGUGAGCCUUGGAGGUGUUGCAUGCAGGAGUGUUAUGCAUGCUAAGCUAAUCAUUAAGGAUAAUAAAAAAGGAGGGUUAUAUCACCCCGAGUCACUUAAAUUACUGCCAACGUUUCCAUGGAGCUUGAGUCCAGACAAGCGACAGUAGUGACACAGGGAGCAGACAUGGAGCAGCAGCCCAACAGACCAACGUGGAGCAGGCAGAUAGAGUUCACCCUGGCCGGCAUCGGCUGUGCUGUGGGUCUGGGCAACGUGUGGAGGUUCCCUUAUCUCUGCUACAGGAGUGGAGGAGGUGCCUUUUUGGUGCCAUACCUGCUCAUGCUAGUGGUGUUGGGGGUCCCUCUGCUUUACAUGGAGCUGAUUGUGGGUCAGUACACGAGGAGAGGUCCAGUCCAUGCUCUGGCUAUUGUCUGUCCACUAUUAAAAGGAGUGGGCAUAGCAUCAGUGGCCAUUUCCUUCAUCAUGUGCACCUACUACAAUUUGGUCAUCACCUGGGCCCUCUAUUAUCUCUUUAGCUCCUUCCAGUCACCAUUGCCCUGGCAGAACUGCAACAACACCUGGAACACACAGAACUGCACCAAUCAGGCCACCAACAGCAGCUACUCCUCCACAGCUAGCCAGGAGUUCUUCAAAUACAAGAUGCUGGAGCAAACUAGUGGAGUAGAUGAAGCAGGAGUGAUCCGGUGGGAGCUUUUUCUCAUUCUCCUCCUGGCUUGGAUCCUCAUUUACCUUUGCAUCUUCAAGGGGGUGAAAUCAACAGGCAAGGUGGUGUACUUCACGGCUCUGUUCCCGUAUGUUAUCCUGAUUGUCCUGCUAAUCAAUAAUGUGCAGCUUCCUGGAGCAUUAGAUGGAAUAACCUUUUUCAUUGUGCCAGAAUGGAACAAGCUGCUCUCAGUGGAGGUGUGGGUGAAUGCUGCAGCGCAGAUCUUUAACUCCAUCGGGAUUGGUUUCGGCUCCCUCUUGGCCAUGUCCAGCUACAACUCCUUCAACAACAACGUUCUGAAGGACACCCUGACUAUAGCCAUCAUCAACUCCCUCACCAGCAUCCUGGCAGGUUUUGUCAUUUUCUCUGCUUUUGGAUACAUGUCUCAUCUGCAGGGCAUCCCCGUCAGCGAUCUGGCUGUGGAUGGUCCAGGACUGGUUUUUGUUGUUUACCCACAGGCCUUUGCCAGCAUGCCAGUAUCCCAGCUGUGGGCUGUGAUGUUCUUCUUCAUGCUGCUGUGCCUUGGACUGGACAGUGAGUUUGCAAUGGUAGAAGUGUUGGUGACCAGUUUCAUGGAUGAGUUCUAUCAACAUCUGAUCAAGUUUUUCAAGCGGAAGGAGCUGUUUGUUCUCGCUGUUUGUGGAGCAGCGUGUAUUCUAGGAAUUCCCUGUGUCAUGCAGGUAGGCAUCUAUGUGUUCCAGCUCAUGGACCAUUACACUGCCAUAGUGUCCAUCAUGUUUCUGGCUUUCUUUGAGGUUAUAGCCAUGUGUUGGAGUUAUGGAGUGAAACGACUUUCAGACAACUUGGAGGAGAUGACUGGAAGCAGAGCAAACAUCUUCUUCAGACUGUGUUGGCUCAUAGUUGCUCCUGUGCUGAUCACUGUUAUCUUGAUUUUCUCCAUCAUCCAGUUCCAACCAGCCCGCUAUGAGGACUACGUCUUCCCUCCCUGGGCUCAGGGGGUCGGCUGGGUCAUUGCCAUGGGCUCCAUCAUCUGGAUUCCUUUGGGUGCUGUUCACACAUUGUGGGUGCUACCUGGCUCAUUCCUGCAGAAACUGAAGCUGUCCGUCACACCAUACGCCCUGAAUGAAAUAUCAAAAAUGGCGUACUAUGAGAGGGGAGGAAGAGACGCAUAUCCAGGCAUGGCUGUCAUCAGCUCCGACGUCCAUCUACCUGAAAAACCUCCUAUUCAGACAAACCUGUGAUACCUCUGUGCUUUGCACAAUGCUAAUGUUGCAAAUAUUGUUCGUCAUUAGUCUUAUAUCGUAAACCGACUUCUGGUAAGUCAAACAGAAGUAUGCCUUAUAAAUGAUUUACAUGAUUGUGAAAAUGUGUUGCUGCAUAUCUGCCAUGCAGAUAUAUUAAAAUGGCCAGUUUUGGGGAGCCUAUUGAUCAAAUGUAUUGCUGUAAAUUUGAGAUUUUGUUGAACUUCUAACCGUUUUGCUGAUUUUUUUGU
Cottoperca gobio is the source of this 2462-nucleotide messenger RNA. RefSeq names its product sodium- and chloride-dependent GABA transporter ine. Gene Ontology annotation, molecular function: amino acid:sodium symporter activity. The record is from RefSeq and is a predicted model, not a curated record. The transcript has 13 exons. Gene Ontology annotation, biological process: nitrogen compound transport; amino acid import across plasma membrane; sodium ion transmembrane transport. Lineage: Eukaryota; Metazoa; Chordata; Actinopteri; Perciformes; Bovichtidae. Gene Ontology annotation, cellular component: plasma membrane. The coding region runs from base 424 to 2211 and encodes 595 amino acids.